AUGGAUCACGUAUCAACGUUAUGUGCGCUUAGCACUGUCGGUAUCGCACCCACCGGUCUAGCGCUCGGGCGCGCAGAACGAAGCCAGAAGCCGAGUCUGUUCCGGCGCAAGACUCUCUCCCAGGACCAACCUCUCCUCCCCCAAUAUAACGCAAAGACAUCCAUUGAUGCUCGGCCAAAGACAGCUUUGCCCCCGCGGACAAGUGUGGCAGCCGAGUGGCAGGCCGAAAAGGAACAAAGACUGGCAGAUAGCGCGUAUGGGAACCAAUACCAACCAGGUCUUCGGGGGGCAUCUUUGUCCUUCAGCGCUGUAAGACGUCGUCGUCGGGGUCAAACAUUCACGGCGCCUCCGCUGCAGAUUCCGGAAAAUGAGUCAACAGACUCGCAGCCUGACCACGCCCGACGACCAUCCACAAGCUGGCUGCGGCGCUUGUCAAUGGUCUCGUUCCAGACUGAGAGCCCGACCGCGAGUAGUCCAGUCACUCCUUCUUUCAAUGGGUCCGCGAGUCCUAUUUUUCCUCGUCCACCGAGUCAGCGACGGCCCCCGAAUAAGCUGAUCAAGCGCCCCGCAUCGCAGCACACGAACACACAUCCUCUUGGAUCACAGACCAUCUCCGGACCUUCGCCGUCUGUGCUGCGCAGGCCAGCGACGAGUCACCAGAGAUCAGAGUCGAUGCGCCUUCCUUUGGCCACAGAUUUCGACGAUUAUUUCCCCAAGAAUCUUCCUGUUGAAUCACCCGGAAUUGAGGACUAUGAGCUUGAUAAAAAGACAGAAUGGACGUCAUUUUUCCUUCCUAGGGCUGGUAAGUUGGCCGAGAGACUCUCACGCAGGUUCUCAACAUCGACGGCCCCGAAAGUUCAAAGUGUUCGCCAGAUUGGGUCUGAUCAAAGUGCUCUUCCCGUGUUAAUUCUCGCCUCUGAUGUCGCCACCACCACCACUACCAUGCCCGGAGAAGAUCAGCCAUUUCCUGGCACCCCGGUCGAAUUCCGCAACCCAUUCCAGGCAGCUGCCCCAGGGCCUGCUCCGGACCCAGUUCUCGAGCAGGUGGAGAGACCGAGUCAUAGGCAUUCGUACUCUGUUAAUGACGCUGAGCAAAAGCAGACUGUCAUUGCAAACACCGUCACUGGUUCUGGUGUUCCGAUUCUAGGACGACCUAGGGGUGGUUCUUUGAAGCGUGUGAAAGGACGCACUUUCUCUAUACCUCGGUCAGAGUUAUCCAAGUCGGAGAGGAUCAUCGCCAUCUCAACUCCGGACCUCGAGCAACGGCGUAAUAUCACCGAUCCGAAUGUCUUCCGUCGCCCACAUCCUGUGUCGCAACCUGGGGGUGCCCUUUCGGCUUUGGAGAGACGUUCUCAAGUUGUGCCGCGGUCAGUCUCUCAAGACUAUAACAUUGGCUUGGGAUCUCGGUCCGGCUUGGAUCCAGUAACAUCGGAUGCAGUCGCACUUUCAGCCUGGCAGCGGGCAUCGCGUCCCAACGGCCAGCCUUACUCUCUCCGCCGUCGUCCCAAGGGUUUCUCAAUCUCAGGGUCGGAUCCAUCUUCCACCAUAAUUGGCUCCGAUGAUACCAGGGUAUUUACAUCAUGUGAUGAUUAUGAAACCGAUAUUAUGAGUGAUUAUUGGGACUCAGUCCGCACACGCGAAACCACCGGUAGUGGACUGAAGGGUCUUCGGAUUGAGACGAUGUUUGACAAAGCAGGCACGAGUUUAGCCAAUGAAGAAGUCACGACCUUGGAGACUCUUCUGCCGCGGGGCUCUUUCGCCGCCAGGUCUUUGGAGCGGGAUCCUCAACUUUUCACUGAUCCAUUCCUGGCGUCGCCUCCUUUGGAUCAGGUCCCAAUGGUUGAUAACUCGUCAGUUUUGACCGAUGGACCGGAUGAUGACGCCCUGAGCAUGAUUGGGGCGUUGCCUGGCGAAUCCGACAGUGGAUUCCAGUCGCCUUUGUCGCUUGCGUUGUCCAAGUUCGCCGAACAGUCCGAGUCUGGCCUGACUUCAGCGAAGGGCUCAAGGAUAAAGGUAGACGCGUCCAACUCCGUUGUAAACAAGAAGACAAAUAUUUUCGACUGGUCUGAACAAUCACGUCCUGAUCGUGAAGCCUCCGACACUGAAACGCGUCCCAGAACCAUGCAUGGGAAGCAGGAAGGUGUUCUUGACAGAAGCAGUCGUGCUGUUUGCCGGAAAGCACCUUCCACUGUACAUCUUCGCAGUCAGAGUGUCCCAGUUGUGAGUGACAUUCCCACAAGUGACUCGCGCCAAACAUCUGGAAAGUUUGGGACCUGGGGCUUGGGGAGUAAAGGCGUCAGUGAAGACUGGGACAGUGAUUUCGAUUUCGACGAAUGCGAGGAUACGCCCACUGCCGAAAACACUCAGGUAUCUGAACCAGAAACUAUUCGUCAAAGUAUGACUGUUCCGAAAGCCAUCCUGGAACGACAAGCCAGUCUUCGUGGUCAGUUCGGGCAGGUUCAGGAACUAACGCUACUCGUUGAGGAAUUGAAACGUCUCCGACACCAGGCAAGUGUCUUGGAUCUCGUUAGCGGACCUUCUUGUGAAUUGUGGAAAGAGGCUGAGGGGAUUGUCAACCUUGCUACUAUUGAUGACGAAGAAGAGCAUCGCUCGCCUCCAGGAUCUCCAUCAUCCCUCACUUUCAGCUUCGAUGAAUCAGAGGAUGAGGGUCUUCAUGCAUCUUCCAAGCGUAACAGCGAAGUAUCAUGGAGCGAUGUGCCGCAACGUCAACGUGAAACUCCCUCGCCCCUCACUCAGCUUGCGAAAGACUCGCCCAAAUCGCAAUCCGUGCUUGAAAUCCUGCAGACUGGUGAUAAACCGCUAGACAUCACACCGCGUGCUCAGAAACUUCCAUUCGACACAUCUUCGUUGAAAGAUCUGGUGGUUCGAGCUGGUGUUGUGACGCGCGCGCUGAAGGAAGUCAUUCGCAAAGCAGAAGGGGUCGCAACCAGCCCGCAAGACGUCUUCCCCCAAGAUCCCCCAUUUCGACGCAUCUUCGACAAACCCUCCCAUGACGACCUUGCCAGCUUUGAAGCUGCUCUCGCCGACUUUUAA
Molecule: messenger RNA, 3054 nt
Organism: Penicillium antarcticum
Lineage: Eukaryota; Fungi; Ascomycota; Eurotiomycetes; Eurotiales; Aspergillaceae
Exons: 2
Coding region: 1-3054 (1017 amino acids)
Biological process (GO): regulation of mitotic cytokinesis
Molecular function (GO): GTPase activator activity
Source: RefSeq, a predicted model, not a curated record